AUGUCUAAAAUAGCGAAGAGUGCUAUAAAUUGGGUAGAACUAGAGAAACGAGUGCCACCAGAAGAGAAGGUUAAGUUUUUUGCUUUCAAAGCAAAAUCGGAUGCAUACGUUCGACGCAUGCAGGCAUCACCUCCAGAGCCUCCUAAAAUAAACUGGGAAGAAUAUCAGAAACUAGUUCCAGUCCCAGGUCUCGUAGACAAGUUCAAGACGGAAUACUCUUCAUUCAAGGUCCCAUAUCCUCAAGAUACUUUCUCCGCUGAGGUAGACAAUGAAUGGAAAAAGUUGGAACCUCAAAUAUUGAAGUACAGUAACAAAAUGAAAGAACAUGUUGCUAAGGCACAAAAAGAAAUUGCAGCAAUUAACGCUCUUCCUAAAUUUGAAGAUAUGACGAUGGAAACGGUGCAUGAUAUGUAUCCAGAGAUAGCACUGGAUCCUGUGAAUAAACCAACAUUUUGGCCCCACACCGAAGACGAGCAACUGGACUAUAAAGACCCAAUGCAGAAAAUUGACAUCCCCAAGAAAUAA
Messenger RNA from Spodoptera littoralis (African cotton leafworm), 525 nucleotides. The record is from the annotation of a GenBank genome assembly. NCBI's taxonomy places the organism in Eukaryota, Metazoa, Arthropoda, Insecta, Lepidoptera, Noctuidae.